UUCUAAAGUUAAAAACAAAAAAUCAAAUGGAGGCGGGAAGCUCCAGUGAGACGGGAAAGUUGGGUAAAAUGAUAGAUUUAGUUUUGAAUGAUUAUUGGGGGAAUAUAUGUGCUAUUGACAGAGAUAAUGUUCAAUUUGAAAAGGCAGAUGAAUGGACACUACAAACAGUGAAUACAAUACACAAUGACAAUUUCAAUCUUGCUGAUCUGGAGUUCGCUGAUAUUAAUCCUGAUGACUUUAAUCAUUUGAACAAGGGAAACAACGAAUGGUCAAACUUCAAAAAUGGAGCUUUGGAACGUUUCAAUUUACAUAAAUUAACAUUUACUGAAGCACAUAUAAUAAUUGCUUACUUUCAUAAAAAUCUGAAGAAUCACAUAGCGAUUGAUGCAACAACAUCAAUAAUACAAAACGAAAUGAAAAAAAAUAUUUAUUGGCAAAUUAAAGAAGAAAUUGAAAAAUUAAAAACAAAUAAAAAUGUUCAACAUGAAUUAAUUGUCAAAAAAGAAUUGUCUCGAGUUGAAACUUCAAUCGAAUUAAAAGAAAAAUUAAAAGAAUGUGGAUUGUCUGUUUAUGUAUUGAAAUUUGUUUUAAAUGAAAAUCAAGGCGAAGAAAAAAAUCGUUCUGGAUUAAUUAUUCGAGUCUUUACUCGAUUAUUUACAAAAACUCAAAAGAAUGGUAGCGUGAAAGGAUUGUCUGAAAACAUGAAAAAAUAUUUGGAAAAUUUUGAAAAUAAAUGUAAAGAAGAAAUUAAAGAAAAUAAAGAAUUGAGUAAACAGAUUGUAGAAACAAAAAAAUUAAAUGAAGUUAAAACUAAUUUAAUUAUUGAAAUUAACAAAUUUGAAAAUAAAUUGAAUGAAAAAAUUAAAAAAUUGGAGAAAAGAAAUUUAAAAAAUGAAAUUAAAAAGAAUGAAGAUUUGGAAGGAAAAUUAGGGAAGGAAACAAAAGAAUAUAUUGACAGAUUAGAGAAGAAAUUGGUCUUUUUAGUUGGAAAUUAUGAGAAAUUAACAAACAAACAUCCGACUUCACAAGGUAAUGGACAAAUAAAUACUUCAAGUUUAUCAGCAAUUCUUUAUUGUUUGACAAAUAAAUUUUUGGAAAUAUUUAAUGAAGAUGGAGUUGUUAAUAUGGAUAUUUUAUUACAAAAUAUUUCAAAUACAAAUCUGAUAGAAUAUGGACUGGAAAUGAAUGAAAAAUUGGGAAAGAAAAGAGUUGAUAAAAUGUAAAAAAAUAUACAGUAAAUGUCCUAGUAAAAGCCCUCGGUUUAUAUUUUUCAAUGGGUCUCAUUAAUUUGGAAUGGGUUCUAUA
Molecule: messenger RNA, 1305 nt
Organism: Meloidogyne enterolobii
Lineage: Eukaryota; Metazoa; Nematoda; Chromadorea; Rhabditida; Meloidogynidae
Source: the annotation of a GenBank genome assembly